AUGACAUUUAUAACGAGAUUUUUUCCGUUAAUAAGUAAAACGGUGAUAAAAUCUUAUAAUACAUCACCAUACAUUUCUAAAUCUUUGCUUUUUUCCCAGUCAAAUAAAAACAUCUCACUUUUCACAAAUAUAUUUCCAAUUGGAUAUCGCUCGUUAACAUUAACUUCAGUCAUUAAGCUUUCCAAGGAAGAACCAUUAGAAAAGGCAGUUCAAGUAGUUUUAGAAUCAGAGAUAAAUGCUGAGUCUGAAGCUAUAUGGAAUCAAUUGAUUCUUGAAUGUGUUAAUAAAGACAGAGUAAAAUUAGGCAUACGAUUGUUAAACGAGAUGAAACGGUUUGCCUUACAACCCAGCAUAAAUACAUACAUGUUAUUGCUUAAUGGUCUUGUAGAAUGCCGUGCGCUGCCUGAUAAUGUUUUUCAUGCCAGAGCAAUUGUUGACAGUAUCAGGAGAGCAGGUCGGCGUAAAUCGGAAUAUCAGCUCAAGACUGAACACGCAAACGCUCUGCUAAAAGUUUGCUUUAAUGCAAACGAAUUCCAGGCAAUAAUAAAUAAUUACAACACGCUUUUUCGCCCUGGAUCAUAUGGUACAUUAACAGCUAAUAGGGAAACACAUACAAUUGUUCUAAGAGCUUGUGCGAAAAAUUGCAAUAAAUACCCAAAUAUAGCUGUUCCUUUAGCAUUAAACAUAUGGGAUAAAGUCUUUCAAAAAGCAAUUGAUCAUCUUAAAAAACCGGGCAUUCGUACGGAAGAGGAUGCUAUUGAUGAUGAGCUUGUUUGCGCUAUGCUUCUUGUUUUUAGAAAUUCUGAUCAGAUUGACAGAGGAUUUCAAAUGCUUAAAGACGUUUAUGGGAUUGGGGAUGAUGAAAUAAAAACUCGUCCUUAUAAUUUGCAAAUGACGUCAAAAUCAUUAGAUCUUGCGAUGGGAUUGUGCUUCAAAUCUCAACAAAUCGGUUUAGGUAUUAAACUUUUUCACAAUGCAAAAGGUUUAUUCCCAAAUAUCCAGUUAGACAUUGAAAAUUUUAAUAGUCUAAUUUCACUUUAUAAUAAGUCUGAACAAUAUGACAAUGCUAUUGCUGCUUUUAAACAAGCUCUUGAUUUGGGCAUUGAACCGGUAUCAAUCACAUUUGAUUUACUAAUGGUAGCUUGUAGGAAUUCGCAAAAUUUAGAAUCUGUUAAAGAAAUUUUUGGUAUAAUUAUUAAGCACAAAGUUGUCCCAAAGGCUACUGCGUUAACAAAGAUACUCGAGAUGACACUUGAAUCGGACCCUAUUCGUAUGACAAAAGAAGUUCGAUGGAUAUUAAACAAAAUUGAUCAAAUUGGAUUGAACAAUCCUAAGUCACUUGUAACCAUUGCUACAAAACAAGGCGUUCCAAAAUUACCAUUCGAAAUUGAUGACAAAGAUUUUCUACGAACUAUAAUUAAUGCUUACGGAGUGGCUUUGGACAAAGCUGCGGGUAAAUUGCCUGAUCACACCGAAGAACGUUGGACUAAUAAUUUGAGAUUUUAUAAAAGCAGACUUUGGGAUAUAAAUCAAAAAGAAGCUCAAAUAGAGCAAAGUAAAAGGCAAAAGGAACGGGCAUUAAUGAAGUAG
Messenger RNA from Dentiscutata heterogama, 1590 nucleotides. The record is from the annotation of a GenBank genome assembly. Lineage: Eukaryota; Fungi; Glomeromycota; Glomeromycetes; Diversisporales; Gigasporaceae.